Molecule: messenger RNA, 2762 nt
Organism: Gambusia affinis (western mosquitofish)
Lineage: Eukaryota; Metazoa; Chordata; Actinopteri; Cyprinodontiformes; Poeciliidae
Gene: abraa
Product: actin binding Rho activating protein a
Exons: 2
Coding region: 449-1528 (359 amino acids)
Biological process (GO): positive regulation of transcription by RNA polymerase II; positive regulation of Rho protein signal transduction
Cellular component (GO): sarcomere
Molecular function (GO): actin binding
Source: RefSeq, a predicted model, not a curated record
UGGUGCCAGGGGGGCUUCAGCAGGAGAUUAAAAGCAAAGCCUGUGCACCCUUCACACCAGCAGCUCACCCGCUGACCCGCCGGAUGAUCCGGAAGAAUCUGGAUGUUUCUGUAGAGAUCCAUCGAGGCUUUUAAAGGCUGAGGAGCCGGAAAGAGCGUCAGCAAAGUUUUGUUCAAACUUUGACAUCGAAAAACUUUUCUUGAGUUGUUCUUUUUGACUCAUGUUCUUGUUUAACAAGCUUUUUCAGCAGGAGUAAACCUUUUGCAAACUUCAAUUUUAAAAUUUUGAUAGCACUUCAAGCCAGUCGUAUUGCGCUAACAUCUUGUAGGAAAUUGUUUUCUUUUUUAUAUAUCUGUAGCCUAUAUAUAAUCACUGGAAGAAACAGCAACAGCAAUUACAAGACUUUAUCUAAUAAAAAAUAUAUAUAUUUGGAAAUCAUUGUGUCAGAAUGAGUAGAGGAGACACCGCCACCGUUUCACCACAGGAACCACAGCCGUUUAAACGGGCUGUACGCAAAAUCAGAUGCGCUGUAAUGGUGGCGAACUUGGCCAAGAGUUGGCAAGGAUGGGCCAGCGAACAUGCAGGCAAACAAGAUUCUAUCCCAACCGGCUGGAUGCCUUCAUCUGUAGAGGAGGAAAGCAAAAAAGACCAAAGCCACGUGGUAAAACUCAGCGUUACUCCAAGAGUAAUCAAAGCAGAUCCCGGCGAUAGCAAAGAAAACAAAAUCCGGACCUGCUCUGUGACCAAAACUGUCCAGCUAAAACGCAGCGAAUGCAGCAGCAACAACGUAAUGAACGAAAUCCGUGACAAAAUGGAGUCCGUUCCCGAAGAGAGCAGGCCAUUUCUGGGCAAUGAGUCGCCAACACGGCGCCGUCAGAUGAGGGCGCUGCAGAGCGCGGAAGCAGCAGGACAAGGUGGGAUCAUCCAGGAUAAGAAGAUGAUGCUCCAGGAGAAGAAACUGAGCUCCAGAAGCAGCAGCGUGGACACAGAGGACAGCGGACUCGGAGAGGACGGAGGACUCAGCGACAACAGCGACUCCAAGGCCGAACAAAGUCAUGGCCUAGUUAAAACACGAGCCAACAGACCAAAGAUUAAGAUUGCCUCCAUGGGUGACAUCAAAAGCCGCUGGCAGCAGUGGUCCGAGGAGCACAUGGAGGGCCAGAAGCUCAACCCGUUCAGCGAGGAGUUUGACUACCACUUUGCGAUGUCGCAGCGUCUCCGCAAAGGGGAUUCUGGCUACGGUCGGCCCAAAGACGGCUCCAAAACCGCAGAGAGAGGAGACCGGGCCCACAAACACAUCCACAGAGAGAUGGAGGAAAUGGUCUGGAUCAUCAAGGACAUGGGCUUCAAAGACAAGGAGGGUCGGACUAUCAUCACCUUUGGAAGACUCUUCGACCGCUACGUGAAGAUUUCAGACAAAGUGGUGGGGAUUCUUCUGCGCUGCCGCAAGCACAAGAUGCUGGACUUUGAGGGGGAAAUGCUGUGGAAAGGACAGGAUGACGAUGUUAUUAUCACACUGAGGGACUGAGGACAGGAAAGCUCAUUAUUCGGCUCUUUUAUGAAACAUAAAUAAUGCAUUAAUAGAGUUCAAACAUAGCAAACAAAUGUAGAAGACUGAACAAAAUACAGACGAGUUUCUUUAGCUUGAAACACACACACACACACACUUCCCUGUGCCUCAUUAGCUUCCAUAUAAAUGCUGAGAUGAAGGGUAGCUAUCUUUAGCAUGCUAACUAUGUGUGCUUUGCUAACCAAGCUACAUGCUAGAGGACUUGGACGUCCAACAAUGUGCCAGUUAUGCUGUGACUUCAUGGCAAAUGAUCUGUAAAGAAAACAUAUCAAGUCAGUGUUUUUACUUAAUUUAUUUAUUUCAAACAGGUUUUAAAAACAAGAGAACAAGCAAUCAGUGGGACAGAGAGAAACAUGCAUCCAUGACCAAGAACAAAUUAAUUAGUUUACCACCACUUUCCUGUUAGGAAAGGAGUAAGUAGUGAACAUCUUUUUCUGAUGUUUAAACACUUUUUGUCUGAACCAAAACAAGAAACUGAAUGUGUUAUCAAACAAAAAACACAGUAUAAGAACUUAUAGCAGAAAUAAAUCCAGAUAAAUCCAACAGUCUUUUGAAUUUGGGAAUCUUGGCAGCAGAUCUUAAGCAGAAUGUGCAGAAAAGUUAUGAAAAACACAUUAAAAUGAGAACUAAGUGAAUGUUUAGUGUAUUUUAAUAGGAUUAGAUGAACAUUUCAUAUUUUGUGAAUAUAUUUAAGAAAAACUGAUUAAUGUAGGUUGUGGAGUCUAACUUAAACUAUUGUGUUAAAAUUGUUUUAGAAAUAAAUAUUUUAUGUUUUGUGUGUUUACAGCACUGAAUCAAUCUCUGGAUCUCUGGAUCUGCAUGCUGGAUCUAAACGGCAACCAGAUAUUCACCAAACAGAAAAAGGAAUCUUAAAUAUUUUUGACACGUGAUUUAAAAUAGUUGUAAAUCUAAAUUUAUUUGCUAAAUGUUUAGAUUUAGUACAUCCACUCUGAGAACAGCAGUAAAACUUUAACAGCAGUAAAACGUGUUUAAAUUGAAAUGUUUUAAAUGUGUGAACAAUUUUCUUCUUUCAAAUUGAACGUGUGGAAAUCUUUUUACAGAAGGAACUUUAAAAAGAUGUAUAUUUAUUGUGAAAGGUCACAUGUUGUGUUUGAUUCGAUCAACGUGUUUCAUGGUAGUAAAUAAAUUCUGAUUGAUCAAGAAAUGGUAACUUUCACUUUUUGGUUCAGUU